Exaiptasia diaphana is the source of this 604-nucleotide messenger RNA. RefSeq lists its product as uncharacterized. The record is from RefSeq and is a predicted model, not a curated record. Bases 115 to 441 code for a protein of 108 amino acids. Lineage: Eukaryota; Metazoa; Cnidaria; Anthozoa; Actiniaria; Aiptasiidae. The transcript is spliced from 2 exons.
CACACAAGAGCGGAGCGCGGAAUCUUCGAGGACAAUCGUUUGCUUUGUUUUGGCACGGACUCGGGGUUUUUUUUUCGACAUAAGAAAGUGUUCUCCUAACAGAAGRUAGAAAUCAUGGAAAACUUUGAACACGACGCAAAUGAUCAUCUGUUCGAGAAAGAAUUGAUUCGAAUGUGCAUUGAGCAGUUGUUGGACGAAGAUGAUGAGCGAGAGACGUCAACCGACGAAGUUUAUAGUCAAAAAGCUAAAAACCACCAUUUUAACAGCCCUAACUAUCAGGUUAUCGGCCAGAAACCUCCUAGAGAUAGCCACCACGGCAAAACCAACAGCUACGCCACUGUCUUAAGCGGGAAUUUCAAGAGCAAUUUGGGCACCAGUAAGCUGAAUCCUAAUGCCAAAGUUUUCAUCCCUCAAAGUUAUGCAGUGAGGACUUCUUCAUAGUUGAGCAAGUUCCUGAUCAUACAUUUGUAAUCAACUGUUAUUUAUUGUUCUAUGUAAAUUAUAUAAUUCAUGUCAAAAAAACAAAACAAAGUUUGUAAAAUUGCUAAGCAUGGAGGCAAUGGAGAUGGUCUUAUUGCAAAGAUUAAAAUAUAAUUCUUAUUGA